AUGGCGAACAAAAAGGCCCAGCAGCUGGUGGUCGCAGAUAACUCCGAACGCGCCGAGUCACCUUUCUGGGCUGGUCGGAAUGCAUCCCUGAACCAGGGUUCGUCAAGGGUCUACGGCCAAAACACCGUUGUCGGUGCUUCAUACUCCCACGCCAGCAUUGUUCAAGGCCCGUCUUCUCAUCAGCGAACCAAGACACCGCCUCGGCCGACGGGAAAUGCCCCGUACCCCGCGUCGCAUCUGGCGAAUCGAUCAGGAAACGUGGUCGCCUCGCCUCCCCGGCAGGCAUACCCUGGAAUCAUGACACAAGGUGUAGAUGAAUGGAGUCGAGAUCCCGCGGAAGAGGACGACGACGAUGAUGACGAUGACGACGAAAUUGUGUACGAUGAUGACGAAGAUGAAUUCGGCCUUCCAAGUCUCGCCAGUAUGCGCAGAAAGAAGGCGGCAACUUUUAAGGCCCAGAACUCGGAUUCUGGAGGAGCAAUGGGAGGAAACCCCACCUCUCUUGGAUUUGGCCUGGCCGCUGCCAAUAGACAACGUGCCAAUAGCGCCGAUAUCGCCGAAGAACGAGGGACUCCAAUGUACCCAACGGCGCGCAAGGGUGAAGGCAAAAUUCUCCGUCCACAGUAUAAGGAUAUUCUGCAAGGAGUGGUAGAUCCUGCAAACGCGCUGAACCUUAUCAAUCACUCGCCUCCGCCCACCAAUGCCUCGCCAAAAGAGAGGGAGAUACAUUCCAGUCAUAUUACGCGCAUCAACAAGUUCAAGCGCAUCCUACAGGCCAGUACCGUGUCUCUCACCGAGUUACGGGACCUGGCAUGGUCUGGAGUUCCGGAAGAGGUUCGGCCAAUGACCUGGCAGCUAUUGCUUGGGUACCUCCCAACGAAUAGUGAACGGCGCAUAUCAACACUCGAGAGAAAGCGCAAGGAAUAUCUCGAUGGCGUACGACAGGCAUUUGAACGUGGCAGCGGAACUGCCUCGAACCCUCCUGCCACCAGUACGGGGCGUGGAAGAGGAUUGGACGAGGCUGUCUGGCACCAAAUUAGUAUUGACGUUCCUCGCACUAGCCCUCAUAUCCCUCUCUAUGGCUACGAGGCUACACAACGAUCCCUAGAACGCAUCCUCUACGUGUGGGCCAUUCGGCACCCGGCGAGUGGCUACGUGCAGGGUAUCAACGACCUAGUCACUCCAUUCUGGCAGGUCUUCCUAGGAGUAUACAUUACCGAUCUCAAUGUUGAAGAGGGAAUGGAUCCGGGUCAAUUACCUCGCAGUGUUUUGGACGCGGUGGAAGCUGAUACGUUCUGGUGCCUGACAAAAUUGCUUGACGGCAUCCAGGACAAUUAUAUCUACGCCCAGCCUGGAAUUCACCGACAGGUUAGAGCAUUGCGGGAUCUGACGAAGCGCAUUGACUCGGCCCUGGCCAAUCAUCUGGAACAAGAGGGUGUGGAAUUCAUGCAAUUUAGUUUCCGGUGGAUGAAUUGUUUGCUCAUGCGGGAAAUGAGCAUAAGAAAUACGAUUCGCAUGUGGGAUACGUACAUGGCCGAGGAGCAGGGCUUCUCUCGAUUCCACCUUUAUGUUUGUGCUGCAUUCUUGGUUAAAUGGACAGAUCAAUUGGUCAAGAUGGAUUUCCAGGAGGUUAUGAUGUUCCUCCAAGCAUUACCUACGAAGGACUGGACCGAGAAAGAUAUCGAGCUCUUACUGAGCGAAGCUUUCAUCUGGCAGAGCUUGUUUCAGGACUCUCGCGCUCAUCUUCGACCGACUGGGAACGAGCCUCCUGAAAAUGGUAUCUUUUAUUGAUAGUAAUCAUAAUUCAUCAUUCUAUUCCGGAC
This is a messenger RNA of Penicillium daleae, 1823 nucleotides long. Its product is annotated as GTPase-activating protein GYP1. Bases 1 to 1791 code for a protein of 596 amino acids. Gene Ontology annotation, cellular component: Golgi apparatus. Gene Ontology annotation, molecular function: GTPase activator activity. The record is from RefSeq and is a predicted model, not a curated record. Gene Ontology annotation, biological process: activation of GTPase activity. The transcript is spliced from 7 exons. Lineage: Eukaryota; Fungi; Ascomycota; Eurotiomycetes; Eurotiales; Aspergillaceae.